AGGACCGCAUUGAGUUUGAGCUUUUCCAUUUUCUUUGUCCCCGCCAUCUACUUGGUCUUUCAUAUAUCAAUUAUUUUUGUUUUUGAUUUUUUCGUUGACUAUGCGUGCUCAUGUCCACUUAAUAGAGUUUGCUUUUCUAGUGCUUCAGUUUCCAAUUUUCGGGCCCUCCCAGCCUCAUUUUGGGUCAACAAGGUGGACGCAGUGUCUGUUUGCCUACUCAAUCGUCAUCAGGUCUCCGCGUGUGUUCGAUCGCGUCUCUCUUGUAGUUUUGCUGAACGGGGGACGGACGUGGAAUCACCGAAAUAUCAGCGACGGGGAUGAAAGAACGGAGUAAGGCGACAAGAAGCGGUUUGGCGUAAUAUGACAUGGUAAUCAUAAAAAAAUGGAUGCACGCCGAGGCCGGAUCUCUCCAAGGAUGGUGGACUCGAGGCCUUCUUAGGGUGCUACCAGUUUUGUUGAUCUAGUCAUUGCUGGUCUGUGCCUUCAGCAAGUGCCGCGCUGCAAUCUUUCGGUGACUAUCUCUGUCUUGACACAGACGAUGGGCUGCACGCAUUCGGAGUUCCAGCAGAGGCGCGUGUUGGGCCCGAGCCAGCUGCAGAAGACUGCGUCGACGGAUACGGUGGGGCACCUGGAGGCCUUUGCAGUCUUGGAAGAUGCGCCGGGAGGGGUCACUAGUGUGCGGGACGGGUCGUCGCCACAAAAAGACAUCAAAGAGCGGCAUCUUCACACCGGCAAAUCCAAGUCGCACCUUCAUCCCAGCAGCGGCGGUGCGGACAUGAAAAUGACCUCAAGUCGGGUCCGAACCAGCGACAUUUCUCCUUUCGACAGAAAGGCGCCACCAGCUAUCACACAGAAAAGUGCAACCGUGCGCGUCCCUUGUUUGCUAGCUAUCGCUAUUAUCUAAUUUUUACUGACGCCGAAAUUCAAAUUCGUGAUAAUGGCUACCGCAAUUCCAUUUUUUCCACCGAAAAUACGACAACUAGAGAUGGAUGGACCGUGGCGCAAGCACGGACAGCCAAAAAACGUGGACGCCUAAUUAUAUGGCUCGAAGAACUACAUGGCAUGGAUGUGUCUUUCUCUGUGAUACCAGCUGGCUCGCCAAUAUCGAUCGGCGCCGCAUCUUCUCCGCACAAGGUCCAUCCUUCCAGUAGCCGUGUCUCGUCUCCGGAAAAAGAGAACUUCCGGGUUAUCAUCUCGAAGACCAUCCCCACCCAAACAUCCCCAAGAUCAGCUGUGCUGUACAAAUCCAGAUGUUCAAGUUCUACGAACAAAUGAGGGUGCUGUGAUGAUGGCAGGUUCAUGCAUAGGGUGAAAGGGCGAGUAGCAAGCCUUACGAAGGUGGAACACUAUAAUGCGGAUUAGAAGUAGACUAGAGCAAGAGUAGAAAUAUUAUUUCUCUUCGCAGCCGUCGGAUUUCGUUAGAAGCGAGUUCUUUUUCACCUUCAUGAUUAUUUGCAAAACGCGUGCGUCGAGCUGCUAGCGCAGUAGUUUAUGCGUGAUGUUGGAAGAUGCACAUUCAUAAUCGGGUGAGGUUUGGGGACAUUCUUACCCCGCAUAUGGCUCGGAUUUGUGGGUGUUGUCGAGGAAGAGGACGAACCGUCCACGAGUGCCGAGGAGCUACAUCAUAACAAACCGUGCGCGUUCGUUAUUGAAGCAAAGACGAGGCGGUCUGUGGUCACUGUGAUAUAGAUAAAAGUCCUAGUUUAGUAGGGGCGGUAAGCAAACUGCCAGAGCAUGCAGUGUCCGUGUUAGUUCCUGGUAGUGCAUGGGUGAGAAGUGCUGGCCACCUUUGUACUCGUUCGUCUUCAUCAUGAUCGUGUUUCUUCCCGAGGAAGAAUUUUUGGAACUACGCUGUGAGAAAUGGAACAGUGAAAAAUGCAACAGUGACACACUGCAAUUUUUCUUGGGAAUACUUUUUUCAGCUUCAGGGGCGGGCGUCGAUCCGGACGGCAGGAAAGUAGGAAAUAACAGCACGAGCACCGCUACCCGACAGAAGGUCACCUGGCGCGCUUCUAAGCUCCCCGAGGACCAGCAAGCGGACGGGAGGUGGCGGAAAAAGGGACGAAGUGCGGCACGAGCGACGGGUUUCGCUACGGAUUUGCAGGGAGGCGGUGCCUACGCCGAUCAGUAUCCGCCCCCUUCGGGAGCGUGCAACACCGGCGGAAGAACUCCAUUUUCGGAGCAUGAACAGGACCAGUCCGAUGCGGACGCAUCUGGUUAUGGCUCUCUCAUGCGUUACAUUGAUAGCUGUUGCAGCGCGAAUCGCGCAACAACAAGUCGCCGAUUUCUUGUUCAUCUUCAUUCAUUGAGUCAUGCAGAACCUGCGUCACACUCACAAUCAAGCUAGCACUUCGCAUGUUGACAAGUUUCCAACGCGCUUAACAACAUGGAAAUCCGUGCUGCAGUUGUUAUAUUGGAGGCGCAAGCUGAAGCGUCUCACUUCUGCGUCUGCUAAGAUGAGCAGAAACCGUGUAACUGGUAUCAAUUUAACGCUUGAGAAUGCCAUCAUCGUAGCUGCUCUUCGGAAUCGCGCAACCUGUAUACCAGCGGCCUGUUCGGGGUUCGGCUGGACAACUAUCACAGAGAAAAAUUUGCAAUAACUAGAGCGAGGUAACAAACCCAAACGAGAACUUCGCGGUUGAGUUCUCAUCCGGCCGGCCGGCCGGAUGAGAACUCAACCACAUCAGCGGCGGAAAUCGACCGGCUGGUCGUCCUGGUCAAUUGGCCCGCCAUUCGCUCGGGCGAAAGGGGGGGGGGGCGGCCUGCUGGAGACCGACGCUUCCCUCACUCCACUUUCGCCGGGGGCCGUGUGCAACACAAAAACGCUACGCGCGCCUGCUGUGAAUACAGAGAAGCUACGCUAUGCAGCGGGGCAGAAGUUGGAAAAUUUUAAAGGUGGCGCAUUGUGCGCGCCCGCCGCGGGCGCGCUUUCAUAGUUGGACUGCGCUAUGCCUUUUGGCUUCUGGGUGGAAUUCGAAAGAAUUGAAUGCAAAAACAUUCGCGGGGCUCGCAAACGCAAUAGGCAAAAUUUCGCGGGGCGCGCAACGCGCGCCCGCUAUACGUUGCAAUCGCCGGCCCAGAAAGCGCGUCCGCGCGCCUCUCCGCUGGCUCAUGCUUGCUUCGGCGCAACAGUUGGCAGAUGCGCCGGAUCCGGGUCGGACGCGCUUCGCGCGUCCACCGACUUGCGUGAUGGGAGGCGGGGCCUCGCUCGGCGCGCCGGGCAACCAAUCUCCGACGCGCCGCGCGCGCUGCCCUUUGUUUCUGCCGGCGCCCGAAUCCUGCGGCGCGUCGGGCUCCAAAGCUGCCCCCACCCGAUAGCAGGGACAAUGCAAAUGGCCUGGGCCGCGCUUAUGUGUGCCUCCGCCGGGCUACUGGCGCCCUAGCAAUCUUUAUCGUUUCCCACACGCGAAGGCGGCGCAGCAGGAUGGCCCGCGCGCGCAAGUUGUACGCUGUUGCUUUGCUUCCUGGUGGGGUUCGUCGGCGCCCGGCCGCAGCCGGCAUGGUCACUCAGCCAGCGCUGCGCGCCCGCGUUGGGCUGUGCCCCCAUCCUCUGGGCCCCCAGGCUUAUCGUCUUUUCCGGCGACUCGCAGUAGAAGUAGCAAACAACGCAGCUUCUGCUUCUUGGCUUUAGGCACUUGCCGCAGCUUUUGCAUGACAAAGCUCGGGCUUUUUGCGUAGAAGUGAAACUGCGCAGCUGGGGGGUGACAAUCAAGAAGAAGAGUGAGGCCGUCGACCAGGAGGGAAGAAGGGGACCCGGACGACCGGCCGGCCGAUUUCAAUCCGCCACAGAUGUGGUUGAGUUCUCAUCCGGCCGGCCGGCCGGAUGAGAACUCAACCGCGAAGUUCUCGUUUGGGUUUGUUACCUCGCUCCUAGCAUACACUUCUUGUUACCGUGCCUAUAUGUCGUGCAAGAGAUAAUUAUCAUCAAUUAUCAAGUAUGUAUAAAUUUAAAUCUAAGAAGGAAGCGAAAGAACAGGAAGCCCGCACCAGCUUCCUUGUUAAGACGGAUUGUUCUUGUUGUAUGCUAGCAAUAGCACUUUGGUACUGGAUACGAGCGAGGACUUCGCGAACCUUGACCGUCGCAUUCCGCGGGUGCCCGUGCAAAUAUCAAAUGUAAAAAUGUCUGGGUCUGGAAGAAUGCAAGACUUGUGAUGCAGGUUUUCCAUGACCCAUGAGGUCUGGAAUGCAAGACCCAGCAUGACAGAUUUUUUGAGGUCUCUAUCAUGCCUUUCCUGCAUGAGAAACUCCCCCUCAACUUGGUCAAAAGCGGACAGCUUUUGGUACUCGCGCAACACAAAUUUUUGCAUCAUUCAGAUUUAGCAUGACAAGUUCUAACCUUCCAGACCCAGACAUUUCUACAUUUGAUAGCAAACACAAUGCAGCGAAUUUGAGUUGUUAAUGGCGACCGAUUUCUCACGGGUUUUUCGCUGCGUUUGGCGGUACGACAUGCAGGCACCAGCACCGCAAAGUAAGGGCGCCGGCCAGAAGCACCAGACCGACGCCUCGGACGACCGCAGUACUACACAGCGACGUACCAACCCGGACCCGGCCGGGCACACUACCUACCGCUCCUCAUUAAGGACGGUAGAUACCAACAAAGCACCUCGUACUAUUCCCUGCAUGUUCAUUGUGUUUCUUGUUUUGUUCAAGCGGUAUGACGAGCAUUAGAUUUAUUCUCCGGCUCAUAUUGCCAACAUACCGACCAGUUCUACUUACUUCAGCCUGAUGGACGCCGCGAUAUCGCUUCAUUUUUGGCGUAGGUGCGUCUGGAGACGCAGGCUUGGUAUGCAGAGUUACAGCGCUCUCUGCUGGACACGAGAUCGAAAGUGUAAAAUCAAAACGGUCGCCAUUAAAUUAGAUAGAAUCUGGAGCCGGUAGCUUUCGAUUUGUUCUUGGCACGUGUGUAAGUUGUUCCAAUUCCAGCUGAGUAAGCCUGUUCCGUAGUAGUCUACGAGGUUCGGCCCGGAAACUUGUAAAUAAACAAAUUUUGAUACUAGAUUUUGGAUCAUGCUCAAUUCACAUCCAGCUUCGGAGAUUCUGCGGGAUCGCGAGGGUUUUUCUCGACUGCGGGGAAGUGCACAGGACAGCACGCAGCGCACGUCCGCGACGUUCCGCGACGAGCUCUCAAGAACCAUGACCCGGACUGGUUUUUUCAGACCCACUAAACAGGAUCCGUGGGAUGGCUGCACGGUGAAAGGAGUAAACAACGGACGGUUUUUUGCUCUGAAGGAAGUGUCGAAAAGAAGCCCGCACAUGGAAGCGUUUACAAAAGAGGUGCAAAUGCUCGCACACCUGCAGCAUUCCAACAUCGUGCGCUUUUUUGGGGUGUACCUUGAGGUAGGAUCUAUUCUUUUCCCUAGGCAAUGCUGACAAUGAGUGGACAGCUUUUAUUCUUUGUUCCAUGUCUAAAAACAAGUAGCCAUGUUUCUGUUUGUAUCCAUAGGGAAUAUGAUUUUGAAGGCGGUCUGCUUUUUUCUGGGAUAAAAGAACAUGAAUUAGUGAGAACCGAUUAGGAAAAGCAGGCUCAGCACUGUCAUUUCCGAACCCGAGGCGAGACGAAACACGUAGCAGUCAAGUCAUGGCCCCCAUCGGCUCUACGUGAACUAGGCCUGCAAUUGCAAAGCAACCGGACUAUACACUUUCACAGGAUCCAUUUUCGCUGUACUUCCUGAGCGAGCUGUGCAAGAUGGACUCACAAGAAUACACGGAGCAAUUGCCGAAGCGGUGGACGCGACUCCAACCCAUCACUUUUUUUUCGCGGCCCCUGGGCAUAAACUGCGAUGCAAACGACCCUGUUUACCGUGUCACAACCGCCGACGGCCAAGCCGAGCGGCUUGGGGUGCGUCCACAUUGGCUAUUGCGUCGCCACCCGACCACCGGGGAGGGUCUGCACCGCACCGAACUCAUCCAAGUGAUGAAAGAGUUUCCGCUGCCCCUUACAGUGGAAUUCGAAAAUGAGGAGGAGUACAACCGCAGAUUGCUCGCUCUGGUGCGUUAUCAAAUGUAAAAGUGUCUGGGUCUGGAAGAUUGCAAGAUUUGUCAUGCAGCUUUUCCAUGACCCAUGAGGUCUGGAAUGCAGGACCUAGCGUGACAGAUUCUGUGCGAUCUCUCUCAUGCCUAUCCUGCAUGAGAAACUCCCUCCCGACUUGGUCAAAACUGGACGACUUUUGGUAAUCACGCAACACAGACUCUUGCAUGCUUCAGAUUUAGAAGCAUGACAGGUUGCAUUCUUCCGGACCCAGACAUUUUUACAUUUGAUAUGCGUCAGUUUCUCCUUACGCUACAUUACCUGCACGAGGAGAAACGAAUUGUACAUGGCGACUUGAAGCCGGGCAACGUUCUUGUGGACAUGAAGGUACUAUUUGCGGUGCUGCAGUUUAUUUACUGUCUUUUGUCAGGCUAUCGCGAACGCGAUGCAGUCCAAUUUUCAAUUUGAUCUACCAACGGCGUUGUUGAACGCAAGAAGAACACUCUGCGGCCGUGUCUGAGGUCAAUAAAUGUUUCCGUAUCUACUUCCAAAAACAUAAUUAAUAAUAGAAUUAGAAAUUUCAUUUGUGUAGCAUUGCUAGUGUAAGUGGAGCACGAACAUCCUAAGCCGACUGCGCAUCGAAGAAGUUUGAGGAGACUCCAACGCAAAGAAGAAGCACUUCGGGGCACGCUCGAGAGCAGAGGCUGAAGAUGGCGACGAUAUUGAUGACUCAAGCACAACAAGGCAGAAAGUUGUGCGAGCAAUGAGUUAGAAGUAUGCACUUCUAGCGCACUACAACUCCUCCACUAGUACGGAGAAGGAUUCAUGGUAUUCCGUCACUGUAGUAGUAGUUUGCGUUUAUGAUCUGUAUUUCUAUUUACUGAAAAAAAUCCCAACAUUUCAAUGCACUUUCUUCAGGAUCGGUUAAAGCUAUGCGACUUCGGGAGCGCUAUUCAAGUGUCCGGGAAGGGCUUUCUGCAGUCGUGCAGUUGUGGCACCGAGGGUUUCCGAGCGCCAGAAAUCACGGAUCCGAAUAAAAUGGGAUACGAUGGGUUUCGCGCCGACAUCUACAGCUGUGGCAAAACGCUGAACCUGUGGACGAGGAAUCCAGACGCAGGAGUGUCGUGGGAUUUCAGCAUCAACCCGGCAAUAUCCAAUGCGAAACAUGUGGUCUGCGAAGGAAACUGUGCAGAAGCUUGGUAGAAUAAAUAUGGCGCUGGUAUCACAGUCACCCAGAAGGUCUGGUAUGCUCGUUUUUUUUUUUCGUCCUUCUCUUCCCGCUUUCCUUUUCCCAAGAACGUACGCGUGUAGGAAUCGCAAAAGACGGGACCGGCGUCCGUCGUGACCGGAUCUCUCGGUUGCUACUCAUGCCAUGGAUGAUUAUAGAUCUCAGACUUAUUCAAUGCCUAUUUUGGUAAGUACACUCAGACGCAGACAUGUUUGCAAUGCAUAGGCACUGAGGUGGAUGAUCGGAGAGAGUACACAAGAGGAGCCUCUGAUGCGACCCAAAAUCGGCUACAUGCUCAGUAGCGUCUUCGAUGACGUUCCCUUCGCGGCUUCGUAGAGAUCGAUGACGCGAAAUCCUGAACACGGAGGAGGUACUGCUCGUCCUGCUUGAUACCAAAAAAAGGUAAGCAAAGCGGAUUGCCCUACUUCAUCUGCUCUGCCAGGAAGCUGCUGCUGUUCCAUUAGAUUGCAUUUUCUUUUGCCGCUGGAGAAUGGCAGCACUAGGGUAGUUUCCUUUGCAGGAGCCGCAAUUAUCUCUACGUCCGUCUGGUUGAUGCAAAUGCAAAAUACCAGACUCGUUUCGUUUCGUGAGCUUUUGUUUCGAGAGUUUCUAGUCGAAUUUCCAACGCUCUACGUGUACGUAGAAUUUCAAAAGCACCUCCCUGUUCCACGACACUCUCUUUUGUUUCGAGAGCCUGUUAAUUGCAUCCGCAGAUGUUUUCCCGUGAGGACUUGCACUUGGAGAACAGAGCAGUAUGCUGGCAGUAUGCCCCCCAUUUUAAGGGUUACGCGCAUUAUGCUUACUCCAUGUCUACUGCUCUAGCAGUAGCACUGGUUGCAAUAGAGGACCGUCAAUGUACUACGC
This is a messenger RNA of Amoebophrya sp. A120, 8060 nucleotides long. Lineage: Eukaryota; Dinophyceae; Syndiniales; Amoebophryaceae. The record is from the annotation of a GenBank genome assembly.